Durio zibethinus is the source of this 2999-nucleotide messenger RNA. Lineage: Eukaryota; Viridiplantae; Streptophyta; Magnoliopsida; Malvales; Malvaceae. The record is from RefSeq and is a predicted model, not a curated record.
GUAGUUUUUUUUGUAACCAAGAUUGACAAUGUACUUUGUUGUUUAGCCAAUGACGAGAUUGAUGAAUUUGGACAGUCAAGGACAUAUCGGGGUGCACACAGCCGGUAUCCUGUCAUGUCCCUGUUUCUGCUUUGCUGUGUUUCUCCUUUUAGAUUUAUGAUUGUCUGCUUUUCAUUGCCGCCGCUAAAAUUCGUUAUCUUCCCACAUUAACUGGUUCAUCAUAGAAGACAGAUCGAAACCGAAUCCAAUAAUUUGACAUCAGAAGAACCCCUAUUUUAGUAAGUAACAAAAGAGGCACACCUCAUAAUCCUCACCCUCCCUGAUUCACUUUUUCGAAACACCCUUUCCACCUCCAACAUCUCGUAAACACUAUUUCAUUUUUUUCUCUGCAGAAUCGAAAUCUACGGUUGAUUUACGAAAAAAGGGGUUCAUUGAUUGGUGUUUGCUAAUCUGGUUUUCUUCCAAAAUUCCAAAAUUGGCAAAGAUUGAGCAUGAACUGGAUUGGUAGAUACUACACCAGCUAGGGCUUUGAAUUAUCUGAUUUUUUAUUUCUCAAUAAAGUUUGUGAAUCAAUGGAGGCUUAUAAGACAUGGGUCAGGAGGAACAAAGACUACGUGCACUCCUUGGAGUCUCUUGCCAAUGGAUUGACCUGGCUUCUUCCUGAACGGUUCUCCACUUCAGAGAUAGGGCCAGAAGCAGUAACUGCAAUUUUGGGCAUCCUCACUGCUGUCAACGAGCAUAUAAUCGAUACUACCCCCAAUGAGAGGCAUACUGGUUCUGAUGACCAUUCAUCAUUCCCUUAUGCAUUGUGCAUAUCUGCACUAAAGGACUUGGAAACUUUGGUUGAAGUUGUCGCAGAGCAGUACUAUGGUGAUAAGAAAUGGAAUUUUAUUGCUGUUACAGAAGCUAUCAAGGUGAUAGUUAGGUUAGUUUUAUUCCAGAAAAGUGGAUAUAAAAUGCUUCUGCAUGGAGGAGAGACUCCAAAUGUCGAAAAAUAUUCUGAAGAUACAAGUUCACAACAUAGAAUUGGCAGCUUCCCGCAGCCUGAAGGCCAUCAUGGACCUGGUUGGUUACAAAAUAGUCAUGGGCAAAACCUUGGUUGGUUACAAAACAGUCACGGGCAAGACCCGUGGAAUCUUGAAGGAAGGGCAUUGUCUGCUUUGAGCAGAUUUGGAGAGAAUGCAAGGAUGAUAUCUAACCCUGUAUGGAUGCAGAGAAUUCAACAACAGCAUGCAAUUAUGAAUCCUCCAACUUCAAUUAUUAAAAGGCCUACGUUAUCCAUGAUUUUGUCUGAGAAGGGUGUUAAUGGAGCUCUAUUUGUUCUUGGGGAGGUCCUCUUUAUUACAAGGCCACUUAUUUAUGUUUUGUUCAUUAGAAGAUAUGGAGUUAGAUCUUGGAUUCCUUGGUUUCUUUCACUGGCUGUGGAUUUUAUUGGAAUAGGCUUUCUAUCACAUGUUACAAAAUCAGGGAAGAGUGAAAGAGAGCAACAGUUCCAUCUUUCUGCCUCCGAAAAGGAUGAGGUAAAAAGGCGGAAACUUUUGUGGGCACUUUACCUCAUGAGAGAGCCAUUCUUUAGCAAGUACACCAGGCAAAAACUUGAGAGCACUGAAAAGCUAUUGGAGCCUGUUCCAUUGUUUGGGACUCUAACAGCAAAAAUUGUUGAGCUUGUAAUUGGAGCUCAGACAAGGUACACGUACAUGUCGGGAUCUUAGAAGAGUGAAACUGGAAGAAAUCAUGUUUCAAGGCAAUGGUGGUUUUUUUUGGUCGGAUACAUGCUUUUUGUUGCUCUAGUAUUCUUUAACCAAGUUAUAGAUACAUGUGACAACUGAAAAUCAAAUUUCUAGUUCCUUUCCAUCUGUAUCAAUCAUGAAUUACAAAAUUCAAGAAUUCAUAACUAAACAAAACCAGCCAAAAAUGUAAGUCAUAAAUGUUGCAAGGUCAUUUGUGCAAAGUAAAUUUUAGCACUGUCGCAGAAUUUAUAUGGGCUCAACUUGUUUUUGUAUGGUAUAUAUUUGUGCACGGAUCCGACCCCUAUCGGGCCCUAAAAUUCUACCCAAGUUGGCUAAUAAAUAUGAACAUGAAAUAACUUAGAUUUUACUUUAUUGCAAUAAAAAUCGUGUAGUGAUAUUUUAAUGUCUACGUUGACAACACCCCAAUUGGCACACCCCAAAGUCCAUUCCAUAAAUAAUUAAAAUAAUCUCCAUGGCUAGACCCCAUCUAUCAGCCCCAUCUGAUCUGAUUAAACCAAAGCAUUUUAGCUAAGGUGAAAAAGAGAGAACUGGUCCAAUCUAUUAAGAGCUGAGGGGGUGGAGGUCCCAUUGCCCCACCAGAAAGAUGAACCUUCAUAUAUACUACUAUUAAAUAAUAAAAAUGGCGUGUCUCCCAUGUCAUUGGUGGUUGUGGUAGGCAAAAACCCUCUUCUCUCUCUCUCUCUCUCUCGAUGCAGCUGAAAAAAAAAAAAUGUGGUGCAGUGGUGGGGUAUAUGUAUGUGCACCGCACACAUUGAGUCCACGUUUUUUAAUUAAUAAGAAAAAAAGGAACAAAUGGAAAAUGAGAUCCCACCUAAUAUGGGUCCCCAGCCAAGAGAAAAACCGAAAGGGGACCGCUUUUAAAUGGCACAGGCGGUACUGUGGCCAUACCCCGUUGUGGCCUGCCCUACUACCCCAGCUCACCACCAGCACCACCAUAGACGGGAAUUGGGGAUGAGCCUGGGUUUAGUUAGGGACCCAUGGCUUAUGGUGCCUGCUCCUUCACGAGACAGGUGAAAAUGGUGGGAUCCCACCACCUUCACUUGGUCCACCAGCAAUUGUUUUGAUAGGCCACAUCUUUGGAAGAAUCAACCCCCCCAUCCCCCCAUAGACUGAAGAGGCCUAAGUGGUCGGGUCCACUAUAAGGCCGGAUUAGUGGUGGCGCCAUCAGAUUUACAGAUUGGCCUUUGGCCCCCACCUUAGACCUGUUGCCGUACACCACAGCCUGGUUGGACAGCUUUACAGGCGACA